UGUUUUAAUGCUCUGCUCAGCAGCUUUAAAGUGAGGGAAAAAGACGUGGCCACUGUAUGAAACAACCUGUCUCAAGAUUUUAAAAAUCCUCACAAAAUAUCUCAAAGGUGUGAGAAGACUUGUUGCAUUUCAGUAACUGAAUUUUUGAGAUGGAUGAGACAACUUCCCUGACCUAUCUGGAUAACUAUGCUACUAGCCAAGGUCCUGACUUUGAGGAUGACCACUCGCACGUCCUGUACACAUCUGUCUUCCUUCCCAUCUUCUACACUGCUGUGUUCCUGAUCGGUGUUGUGGGGAACCUGAUCCUGAUUGGAGCCUUACAUUUUAAACGGGGAAGCCAAAGACUGAUUGACAUAUUUAUCAUCAACCUGGCUGUCUCUGACUUCAUUUUCCUUGUUACACUGCCACUCUGGGUGGAUAAGGAGGCAUCCUUAGGCCUGUGGAGGACUGGCUCAUUCCUGUGCAAGGGAAGCUCGUACAUCAUUUCAGUCAACAUGCACAGUAGCGUCUUCUUCUUGACCUGCAUGAGUGCUGAGCGCUACUUGGCUAUCAUGUGCCCCUCUGCAUCCAGGAAAUUCAGGAGGAAAGACUGCACUUAUGGUGUCUGUGUCAGUGUCUGGUUUAUCUCCUGCCUUCUGGGCUUGCCCACUCUUUUGUCCAGGGACCUCACAAUGAUCGAGGACAAACCCUACUGUGCAGAAGAGCCGGCCACUCUCUCUAAACAUGCUUGGGCCCUGGUGUCCUUAAUUUUCACUUUUUUUGUCCCCUUGCUGAGCAUCUUGACCUGCUACUGUUCUAUUGCAAGGAAAUUGUGUACAUACUACCAGCAGUCAGGAAAACACAACAAAAAGCUCCAAAAGUCCAUAAAAAUUAUCUUCAUCGUAGUGGCAGCCUUUGUCAGCUCUUGGCUACCUUUCAACAUUUUCAAAGUUUUGUCUAUCAUCUCUGGGCUGCAGGAAGAACCCUUCUUUUCCUCAGCCAUGCUCCAAGUGGGCAUGGACAUCAGUGGUCCUUUGGCAUUUUCUAACAGUUGCAUUAACCCUUUCAUUUAUUAUUUCUUUGAUGGCUAUAUACGGCGAGCUAUUAUCUGCUGUCUUUGUCCUUGUCUGAAGAAUUCCAACCUUGGGAGCAGCACUGAAACCUCAGACAGCCACCUUAGUAAGAUCUUUACCAACUUCAUUCAUGGAGAGGAUUUUUCUAGAAGGAGAAGACGUUCUGUGUCUCUGUAAAAGAGGAUUCUGUUCUUCUUGGACUCUUAAACAGUGGAUCCCAGUUGAUAUUAUCCCUUCAAAGUGUUUUGUGAUACACCUUCAGCCUCUUUUUCUCUACUAAGAACUAUCUCACCUCUCUGGAUAUUGUGCUUUGAGAAAAUGAACAUAUUUCAGCCACUAACAAAUAUGGUCACAAUGAAUGGGGUGAGCUUUAUAUGGUGCCUGUAUUUGAUUUUUGCUGAGAUCCAAAUCAAAGUUCUUGCUCCAAUGCCAUUGGUUUCUAAGUCAUCUUUUGCCCUUAGUGUUUUCUCUACAUUCACAGAAUUGCAGGGAGCCCAGGGAGGCUGGAAUUAGGUUAAACUGAAAGGGGCAGGGUGGUGGUAAAGAUGAAUAAUGCAAAAAAAAAUUUUUAACCUUCAUAACUGCUGACAGCCUGUCCCUAUCCUAAGGAUUGUCUUAAAUUUGCUAUACUUUUUUCAUCUGCUGGAGUCUUUAUAGAUUUAUGGUAUUUGAGUCAAGAAAGCAAACACAGGUCAAGUUCCAUCCUUAGAAAGAGAUCUGGCUACUGAUCAGAGAGACUGAUAGAAGAGUAUUUUCAUGAUGAUACUUUAAGUAAAUGCUUUUUAAUGGUGUUUUGUUGUGUACGUCAUGCUCUCUCAUUAGCAAUAGCUCCAUAAAUGAAUGUUUUAACUUUCUGUAAUUACAUGGCUUUAAUAACAUAGGUGGGCCGUGUAAAACAUGACUAAUAAUAUAAUUGGUGGUACUUGGAUUUCUGGAUUCAACCUAAUGGAAUGAAUGCCUUGUGUUUAAACUAAAAUCCCAGGAUCACAUUUUUCUAUGGCACUAUUCAAUAUGUAUAGAUAGCAUUUUAAGAUAUAGAUAUUUGUGUAAGAUGUUCUAUGCUAUCCUACAGAGAAAAAAAAUGGCUUUUAAAAAUGUUACUGAUCUUUAAUAUAUAGGGUAGGGUCUUUGUCUUUUGUAAGAUAUUUAUCUUCCUGAUCAGAGAUAUUAACAGAUGUUUAUUUUCAUAAUGAUGUUUCA
This is a messenger RNA of Vombatus ursinus (common wombat), 2252 nucleotides long. RefSeq names its product G protein-coupled receptor 15 (gene GPR15). The record is from RefSeq and is a predicted model, not a curated record. The transcript is spliced from 2 exons. Gene Ontology annotation, biological process: immune response; G protein-coupled receptor signaling pathway. The coding region runs from base 150 to 1229 and encodes 359 amino acids. Lineage: Eukaryota; Metazoa; Chordata; Mammalia; Diprotodontia; Vombatidae. Gene Ontology annotation, cellular component: membrane. Gene Ontology annotation, molecular function: G protein-coupled receptor activity.